Messenger RNA from Penicillium angulare, 1164 nucleotides. RefSeq lists its product as uncharacterized. Gene Ontology annotation, biological process: positive regulation of transcription from RNA polymerase II promoter by glucose. The record is from RefSeq and is a predicted model, not a curated record. Gene Ontology annotation, molecular function: sequence-specific DNA binding. The transcript has a single exon. NCBI's taxonomy places the organism in Eukaryota, Fungi, Ascomycota, Eurotiomycetes, Eurotiales, Aspergillaceae. Bases 1 to 1164 code for a protein of 387 amino acids. Gene Ontology annotation, cellular component: nucleus.
AUGGCUUUCCAGUCCAACUCCAGCAUUGCGAUGGCUCUUGCUGGCAAGACCGCUUCUGUUGAUAUCCCUCAUACUCGUGCCGGCAAGAUAGGCAAGACCCAGUCUCGCCCAGGACAGCCGGCCAUGCUCCCAACGCCACCCAACUCCAUUUCCCCUACACUUCCCCCACAGGCAUUCAAGGGCCGUCGUGCGCUGUCGCCAGGCUCGCCACUAUCCACCGUGCCCCAGCUCGACUCUGAUAUCGAUCUGGAAGACGCGGUUGAACACGCGAACAGCCAGAGCCAUCUGCAGUCGACACUUGAUCUCGACAGUGUCGGCGACAUCACCCCUGCCAUGCUGGCGAAAUGCCACUUGCCUGAUAUCUUGCUGCAGCAAGGCCCGCUGGCCAUCCGCCAUGUCAUGGGUUACUUGACAACCUCGGUGCCGGGAUUCUCGCGUAUUCCACCUGCAAAGGCGCGUCGGCUCGUCGUAGCCGCGCUCGAGGGUCGUGGCAGCGGGGAGGCAGGUGGUAAGGAAGGAGAUGUUGUCUUUGAGAAGAUCGGUUGGGGACGUUGGGAUGCGCGUCGACGCGACCAGGCGGCAAGCGACCGUGCCUAUAACUUCAACGUGUCAUCGCCCCCAUCCAGCACGGCUGGAUCAUUCCAGCAGCGUGGACUGCAGAUCGAAGGUCGUUCGGGCUGGGAUAAUCGUCGUGACAGCCGGGAUCCGUACGGUGCCAGUAUGGGUCGUGACUCGAUCGCGUUUUCAUAUGCCGAUGGGGAAGACUAUGGUGCUCGUGGCGAAUAUGAGGAUCUCGACAUGCUCGAGCAUGAGGCCGAUAAGAUGUCGCUAGAUGGCGACGAUCGGGAAUACUGUUCUUCCUCUGAGGCGCCGGACGACCUGCAGGAUGAUGAAUGGGAUGAAGGCGAUGUCACCGACGAAGAAGAUUGGGCACAUAUCGGUGCGGAUGCAUUGCUCGCCCGGUCCGUCAACAACACUGGGGGUAUUUUGCAAAACUGCAAUGUUGCCGCUCGAGCGAAGCCUCUUCAGGUUCCCUCUGGGCUUUUCGGUCACGCCAACGCCAACGGACCCACUACCUCCACCAUGGCCAAAUCCACUCCCCACCACUUCGACACUCAGGAACGCGCCGCAGUAGAGGCGCUUCUACGCUUGGGCUCUAUGUAA